CCAGGACUUAGAUUAAAGCUGCACCGGAUAAUUGAUUUGUGAACUGCCGUACGAGGCUUUCAAGCACUGUCAUUCGUUUCCACCGUUCACCUGCCAUUGCCCAAAGUGCGUGGACCACCGAAUUGAUUAUCCCGUCUCCCACAGGUUUUGGUGAUAAGCGCCUGGUUUUUGGUGUUCCAAAACUGUAUGGUGCACUUUACACACUCUCCAUAAUGCACGCCAACAUGAACGCCACCACGGCCGCGGCGCGGACGAAGACGUUUCGACCGCAGAAAGCGAGGAGCGGAACACAGGGAUGGCAGUUGAAGCAAUUUGCCGACGCGACGCUGGGGAGCGGGAGCUUGAAGAAGGCGGUCAAGUUGCCGGAAGGCGAAGACCGCGAUGAGUGGUUGGCGGUCAACGUGGUCGACUUCUACAAUCAGAUCAACCUGCUCUACGGAUCUAUAACGGAGUUCUGUUCCCCGCAGAGCUGCCCGGAGAUGAAAGCGACGGAUGAAUUCGAAUACCUGUGGCAGGACAGCGAGAGCUUCAAGCGACCAACCAAGAUGCCCGCCCCUCAAUACAUCGAACACCUGAUGGCAUGGUGCCAAAGUAACAUCGACAACGAGCAGAUGUUCCCCUCCCGAAUCGGCGUUCCUUUCCCGAAACAGUUCGGUCCGCAGCUCCGCAACAUGGUCAAGCGGCUCUACCGAGUAUAUGCCCACAUCUACUGCCACCAUUACCCGGUGGUCAUCGCCCUUGGGCUGGAGCCGCAUCUCAAUACGAGCUUCAAGCACUACGUACUGUUCAUCAAUGAGCAUGACCUGGUGACCGGGAAGGACUUCUGGGGCCCUCUAGGUGAUUUGGUGGAAGGGAUCCUAAACAGCGAUUGAGACUCCUAGAUUGUAUGACUAUGGCGUUAUGACGAAGUUUGGGAGUGUAAGCGAUGACUAUCAGGCAUCGUAUAUUUGUUUUGAUUGCGGCAUACUGGGUACGACUGGCAGGCGAGCAUAUUUCGUCUGGUCCAACAUUGCGACACGAUAACGACGAGAGGACUGGCGUCUGUAUUGUAACACUUGAAUCACCCUUGAGCAGAGAUAACCAUUUGUCGAAAAUCCCCACUUGAGCUC
Molecule: messenger RNA, 1109 nt
Organism: Eremomyces bilateralis CBS 781.70
Lineage: Eukaryota; Fungi; Ascomycota; Dothideomycetes; Eremomycetales; Eremomycetaceae
Product: maintenance of ploidy protein MOB2
Exons: 5
Coding region: 213-872 (219 amino acids)
Biological process (GO): positive regulation of protein phosphorylation; signal transduction; cell division
Cellular component (GO): nucleus; cytoplasm
Molecular function (GO): protein kinase activator activity
Source: RefSeq, a predicted model, not a curated record